This is a messenger RNA of Triplophysa dalaica, 5840 nucleotides long. It is a transcript of the gene erfl3, whose product is annotated as Ets2 repressor factor like 3. The transcript is spliced from 5 exons. Lineage: Eukaryota; Metazoa; Chordata; Actinopteri; Cypriniformes; Nemacheilidae. Gene Ontology annotation, molecular function: sequence-specific DNA binding; DNA-binding transcription factor activity, RNA polymerase II-specific. Gene Ontology annotation, biological process: cell differentiation; regulation of transcription by RNA polymerase II. The record is from RefSeq and is a predicted model, not a curated record. The coding region runs from base 591 to 2570 and encodes 659 amino acids. Gene Ontology annotation, cellular component: nucleus.
CGAAACACGACACCCGAGAGAGAGAGAGAGAGAGAGAGAGCGAGAGAGAGAGAGAGAGAGAUGGGGGAGGAGACAACGAGUAGUUUCAGACUCGGGAGAGUGGAGGAAGGAAAAAAAGUCGGUGUGAAAGAGAGAAUGGGAAACUGACUGCUAUACUGCGAAUCUCGGGAGAGCAGAUGACAAACUAACACGAGGAAAAAAUGUUGCGAAGAUCAUCAACUCGGCAUAAGAGAGCGCAUAUGUGACAGCGAGCCGCGGACCCUUUUUCCGCCGUGUUGGGAUUGUACCGAUCGUUCCCGGGACAGACAGGAAAGCGGUGUUUCGGAACUCCGUUGCACCCCGUCCCGUGGCGCUAGUUGAAGUGCUGAGCCACUCUCUAAGUUCAAACUCAAAGCUGUCGAGGAAUUUGGAGUGAUCGUGUAAAGAGGACGAUCCGAUAGGUGAUCGUACAGCAGGGAGCAACAGGAGCGCAGAACAUUUGACAAAAGUUUGGCCUUUCGGAGACGGGGCUGAGGGAGAGGCCGACUCUCGCCACUGUUGAACUGACAACUUAACCCAGCUUGCUGCGUUAGGGGCUGCGAACUUUCAACAUGAAAACCCCGGGGGACUCGGGGUUAGCAUUCCCAGACUGGGCCUAUAAACCUGAGUCCAGUCCUGGCUCCAGACAGAUCCAGCUGUGGCACUUUAUCCUGGAGCUGCUGAGGAAGGAGGAGUAUCAUGAUGUGAUUGCCUGGCAGGGGGACUACGGGGAGUUUGUGAUCAAAGACCCUGAUGAGGUGGCCAGGCUAUGGGGCGCCCGCAAGUGUAAGCCUCAGAUGAACUAUGACAAACUCAGCAGAGCUCUCAGGUAUUACUACAACAAGAGGAUUCUGCAUAAAACUAAAGGAAAGCGCUUCACCUACAAGUUUAAUUUCAACAAACUUGUUUUGGUCAACUAUCCUUACAUUGACAUGGGGUCUGGAGGAGCUCCUGUUCCUCAGAGUGCCCCACCAGUGCCUACAGGUCCCCAUUUCCGUUUUCCUUCAUCGACUCCAUCUGACAUGCAGGUGUCGGAUGUGCUGCGUUCCCCUAGCAGCGAGGAACUGCGCAGUCCCGGUAUCUUCAGCACGUCCCGUCGCAUGGGCCGUGGCUCCGUCUCCGACUGCAGUGACGGAACAUCUGUCAACUCUGAGAUCGAAGAAGGAAAUGGAGGAGCUCAGGAAGAGAGAGUGACAGAAAGAGUGGCAGAGAGAGGAGGUGGUUUCAGGAGUGCCGUUCAUCCACGUCUGUCUCACGAGGCUAUGUUCAGAAUGUACGGUGGACCCGGAGGUCACAGAGGUCACCGGGUGUCAGAGGUCUCCGGGCACAGGGUUCAUACUGAGCCUCUCUCACCCUUCACUGUUUCGCCCCUGCCCGGUCCGGGAGGGUCAGGUCUGUUGGCGCCUCCUCUGUCCCCGGCGCUCUCCAUGACCCCAGGCUCUCAUCUGGGCUACACCCCGUCCCCAACCAUGUCACCCAUGCCUGGCUCCAUCUUCUCCUUCAAUCCAGAGGACAUGCAGCGCUAUCUGCAGGCUCACAACCAGAGCGUCUACAAUUACCACCUGAGCCCUCGUGCCUUCUUUCAUUACCCGAACAUCAUCAUUCCUCACCCUCAACGGCUCGACAAAGGCAUGCCCGGACCCCAGGGCUGCGAACGCGGCCCUGCCGAGAGACCCUCGGUGCUCAACAGCCAUCACUCUAGCCUUCCCCCGCAACACGCUCACCCCGUUCACCCCCACCUGGUAGAGGACCAGCACCAUUCCUCCUUCAAGUUCAAGCUACAGCCUCCACCGUUGGGCCGCAAGCAGCGUGACAGUCAGGGCAGACAGGGGUCGCUGUCCUCCACAUCUACCUCUGGUCUGGGAUCCUCCUUGUCAUUUGGUAGUGACCUCAGCUCGGCCAGUGGAUCAGGACUGGUGUCAAAUUCCUCCUCAACUGGCUCGCUAAACAGCGCAGGGCUGCCUAAAAUUAAGGUGGAGCCCAUAUCUGACAUUGAAUCAGAAGAGGAAGUUGAAGUGACUGACAUCAGCGACGAGGAGGUUGAUGAAAGAGAUGAAGAGUUUGACGUUUUCCCACCGCGAUAUCUUAAACAUCAUCACCAUCAAAAUCACCAUCCUCACAGCCGAAAGCACCAUCACCCCAAUGGCACUGACGCCCACCUAGAUGAGGACUUUGAGGAGGACGUUUUCAAAGCUCCCGCCCCUCCACCCUUCUUCAUCCCUCCUGCCUCAGUCGAAAGCCGCCGCCUGAAUGCUGUCGUAAAGAGCGAACCCAUAGAAACCGUGGAGGCACCGCUGCCGCCCGGUGGGCUUUCCCAGUCCCAGUGUAUCCCGCUGAAGCUUAGGUUCAAGCGACGCUGGGACCAGGACCAGCACAUGGAGGAGGCGGAAGACAAGAAAGUGAGAGGAGAAGAGCAGAGGAACGGAGAGGCGGAGGAGAGCGGGAAUGGCAGUGGAGAGGCAGAGAGUCCGCCUUUUCCUUCUCACCACAGGGUUAGCGCUGAACUCCACCGUGCCACGGCGCAGCUGUCACUGGAAAAUAAGGACUGCUGAUACGCGACAACGACGACUUGCGCAACACUGCUGAUGGACUCACGCUCACACGUGAGUCUUUGUAGAACAAUGACUGCUGAUACUGACAGACUGCUUUCUGGACAACAAUACUGACAAAUACACUUAGACCCCCCUACUUUAUACCCCCUUCAUCUGCCUCCCUUGACUUCAGCCGAUGGUCUUGCCAGUGCACGUAAAUCUGGUACAUCUCAGUAUACCGAUGAUGUGGAAUGAGUUCACCCAUGUGCCCCAGUGACCCUCAGGUGUCAUUAAUUUUGACCUUUGGCACUAGAGAAAAUUUUAUAUUUUUAAAAGAGAUUUAAUUUGCAAAGUGCCUGUGAGCUACCCCUUAAAACACCACAAACACAGAGAAAGCAAAUGGACGCGGCAAAGACGGUUAGCUAGAACGGGGUUUGGUGUUUAUUUCCAGCAGCCCAGCAUGACUUUCCUCAGUGACAUACUAUGAUCAAAUUCUACAAGAUGUGGUGGUAUACAACUGCACAAACUUUCUCUCACGAACACAAAGACACUGUUCGAAAACCAGCCUGGUCAGAAGUAAGAACCCUCAGGGACGAACCCCCAACACACACACACACACACAUGCAGAUAUAAUCCCUUCCUUUUCCCUGUAUGAAGCCUGAACAGAUUGUGUGUCACAAGUGAGCAUUUGUGCAGAAGACUUGUGUCCUAAUGCCUGUGUUUCUGGAAACUUAACUGUGUUCUCAGGUUAUGUCCUUCCAAUCCUGUCAAAACCAGCUCACUUUUAUUUUGUGUUCUCUUUUGUCAAAUCUUUGGGACCAUACCUGAAAUUGUUUCAUUCUGACAUGAAAACAUUUUAAAGACCACGCACUCGAAUCUCUUUAAAUCAAACGAUCGUACAAAGUGGCACACAGGAGUUUCCCUUGUAUAGUCUUUUAGUGCAAACAAAACCAGCAUUACACACACACAAACAAACACACACACAAAGCAUGUACAGUGAUUCUAAGAUCUAACUGUUUUGGCAUUUGAUGUAUUAAGAAUGUGUCUACUCUGCUUGUGUCCUUAUGAGCUAGGUGGUCAUUCUGGGUCUCGUUUUAUUAUGCACAGUCAUUUUGUAAGAAUAGAUUUGACAAAUAUGAGAUCUUAUUGUGGUCUGGGGGAUAAUAAAAAUCCGUAAACUCAAACAUUAAAGUACUAACUUAUAAACAGGAAGGUCACACACAAACUCCGCCUAUGCCUUGUUUUAAUAGCAUGUCUGAAAGGUUAAAGUAUAAAACAAAAAUCUUAAAAAAGAACUGAACAGUAUACACUUAAUAUACCUUUAUCUAAUGUGUUAAACAUACUGUAAACUUGUUGAAAGCAUAGCAUUAAAAGAUGUAUCGGUUUCAGGGGUUUUGUAACAUUUGGUUUGGAGGGGAAGGUUGACUCUUCUCCUUAGGGAUGAUGCCAUUGUUUGGGUGAGGGAGGAAAACGUUGCUUUUUUACCACGUUAAAGGAACAGUUCACCCAUAAAUGAAAUUACAUUGUUGAUUCAAAUCUGCAAAAAUGUCUUUGUUCUGAUGAACACAGAGAAAGAUUUUCAGAAGAAUGCUUGCAACCAAACAAUUCUUGGCCACCGUUGACUAUCAUAGUAGGAAAAUUGUGUAAUACAUUUCUUUGUUCCAUAGAAUACAAAAUCAGAUAUUUUGAAGAAUGUAGGAAAGCAAACAGUUCUGGCACACUUUUGACUACCAUUGUAUUUUUUUCUACUAUGGUAGAAGCCUAGAACUGUUUGGUUAAAAGCAUUCUACGUUUAUUGGAACAAAGAAUUGAAUACAGCUUUGGAACAACUGGAGAGUGAGUAAAUUAUGACAGAAUGUUUCAUUUUGGGUGUAUUAAAUACAUCCCAUUAAUACAUUGUAGGGUAGAGGAGCAAAAAGCUAAAUUGUACACAAAACAAAAGCAGGAGAGCUGUGUACCACAGACGUGGCACAUUCAGUUCUUUAACCAGCAUGCACCUCCUCAACAUCCUGUUCUUACUGCCACAACUGAUGUCUGGGUGCUCUUUUGUUGCUUGUGUGUGUGUGAGAGAGAGAGAAAGAGUUUUCAACAGAGGCUCUAUUUGCAUGUAUGUCGACACCUAAGACUCAUCAACUCACUGAAAUCUUGCUUCAUGAACCUCAUAAACCUGUGUGCACUAAAGCCCUGUGCAGGACUGAGCACGGCAGAAAGACAUCGGUGACGUGGCCAGUCAGGCACUCGAGAUGGUGUAAUGGCUUUCUAGUCACAGGAAGAAAGUUAUCUCAUGUCUGAAGUGUCUCUGAUAGCUAUAAUGAGACAUUUUACAGAGUUGGACUGUUUCAUAUAACAGAACUGGCACAGAUGUCAACCUUCUCAAUGUUUUUUACUCUUUCUAGCUGCCUUACUCCCCCUUUAACCAAACCCCAUGUACUUUCUUAUGGUUUUGAAUUUGGUCUUUACCACUUGUUUCACGUCCCAGCAUACCUCAUAAUGUGAGAGGUGGAGAUGAGGUGAGCAGUAUUGACGGGCGCCGCAGUCUCUGCUUCUGUAUGCCCAAAUAUGCUUGGGCACAAAGUGAGUGCUUUCUUUUUCUUUAAGAGGGGAGAUAUUUAUUUAGGCUGCUCUCCUUGGUUGUCCCAGGAUGUUACUCGCUCAGAAUCCCAGCAACAGAUGAGGUUUUGUAUUUUAUUUUUUUACCCAACUCGCUCCUGUUUAUCUCCUCUCUGAUGUCAUCGUUGCUGUUAAUCAUAAAUAUUAUUAGUUAUUAUUAUUUUUGUUGAAAAUUGUAGUCACGAUAACAUUGUAUACAUUACUGUAAAAGAUCCUUUGAAGAAUGUUUCUCCCCACCCAUGCCCUCUCACGGAGCAACCCGACAGUGUGUUUUUAGUGUAACAUUAAAUAUGUGUAAAUUAACGUAAAACCGCGUCUUUAACAUGGGUGGAGAUGUGGCGGAUGGAGGAAGGGCAUUCUGGAGAGGUUCGGGCUUCUGAUUUUGACCUCAAGUCAUGUCAUGUAGUUGUUAUUUUGUAGUGUUACUUAUUUCUUGCUCUUGUAAAUUUUUUCAUUGGGGGAUUGUAUGAUUUAAAAGAUAUAUUGUGUAUUGUUUUAUUGUGUAAAGUCUGUAUCUUUCUCACUUUCUUUCUCGAAAUUUCUUUCUGUGGUUCCAUAACUCAUAAUAACAGGUUUAAAUACCACAAUGUAACAUUUUAUUCCUCCUUUAUUCAUUUUUGUGUUCUUUUUUCAGAAUUGUAAUUAAAAUGUAAUCAGGGUCAAUUAAACGGUUAAAAACCA